This is a messenger RNA of Cryptotermes secundus, 2871 nucleotides long. RefSeq names its product angiopoietin-related protein 1. The record is from RefSeq and is a predicted model, not a curated record. NCBI's taxonomy places the organism in Eukaryota, Metazoa, Arthropoda, Insecta, Blattodea, Kalotermitidae. The coding region runs from base 58 to 2220 and encodes 720 amino acids. The transcript is spliced from 11 exons.
GAAACGAAGCUGACGGCGAAACAUCAGACUGUCUGUGGUGGGGACACGGAAACGAAGAUGAGCUACUUAUAUCAGCUCUGUGGCUUUGUGGGAAUCCUGCUGCUGGCACGGUGUUCCCUCGGAGUUCCUGCGAGUCCCUCGGACAGGCUGUGGGAAGAGAUUGGGAAUGUCAAAGCCAUGAUGGCCGCCGUAUCAGACGAGCUGGAGAAAUUCAACAGUCUGUACCUCGGUAAACUGGAGUACCGGAUGCUGUCUAUGGCCUCGACACUCAGCAGCCUGGACAGUAACGUGAAGAACCUGCAGGAACGUGCCCAUGUGUGGGACACCUUCCAACUGCAUGUCGCCGCAUGGAACGACCAGAUGAGCACGCUGGACAAGAAAGUGGAUAUACUGAGCAGGGGUCAAGAGAAAAUGGUUCUUCUUGAUGGAAAGGUAAGUUCCCUGCUGGAGGUGGACUACAAGGUAGAACGAGUCGUAGAGAAGUUGGGUGAGACAGACCAUAAAUUGGCAGCUAUUGGAAAGGCGCUGGACGACCAGAAGGACGGGCCCCUUUUUGGGGAGUUCACCACACGGGGCGUCCUCAGCACUCUCAAGCUUAUCGAAAGAAAAGUAGACAGACUUCAAGGUGGCCUUGUUCAGCAUGUGGCGUCUCAUCAUCACCAUGGCAACGGGAAAUCGGGGCUGAAGUCUGUGCGACAUGCCAAUGGCGGCGGGUCCUCGAGGAGGAAUGAGACGGCUGCCGACUGCCUGACUUGUGGCGAGGAGAUGCCGCUAGGGGCCCGCGGUAAACUCGUGAUCCGAUGUAACACGCCCGUCAUUGUGGAAGAACUGUUGCGUGAUGUAGCAUCCAAAGUUGACGUAAUCUUUGACAAAGUUUCACGAGGAGAAGAAGAGGAAGUCUUGAAACUAAGAACCGCCGCCGAUGAGUCUGUUGAAGAAGUCAGAGAACCACACGAGUUAAAGUUAUUGGAUAAGUUAUGGAAACGUCUGACCUCCCCACACAAGAAGACAGCCCGAGCUUUGGAGGCGAUGGAGAAGACAAUUCGGACAACCAGCAACACCACGGCGGCUCUGUGGGAGGAUCAGAUGGCCAUGUUCGAACAACUGCUCUCUUGCUGCCAGGACACGCGUCGCGGCGUUCGCGUCUACGCGGGCGAUGCCGACAUGUUGCUCAAGAAAGUAGAAGGCACGCGCAUUAACAUCGCCUUCCAGGACGAGCAGCGAACAGAGGCUCUCCACAGCCACUUCAAGCAACAGAGAGAGUUCUUGGAGAAGAUUGUGGCUUCGUCUUCUCUUUCUGUCAAGCCUGUGGCACCUUGUAGCAGAAGUGACCCUGUAGCAGCCAGUCCUCUUCCGGAGCUCCCAGACACUGAGAGCAGCGGAGACGAUGACUUGGGUUCGCGAUGUAGAGGAGACUUGCAGCAAGUUCAUGCGAUAGAACCGAUCGUGACGUCUAGAGCGGGCAGCUGUGAGGAGCUGAUAGGUUCGGGCAUGGACAGUGGGGUGUACAGUCUGCAGGACUGCGAGCUCAACUCAGCAGGUCGCGACUUCUACACCCGAUACUGCGACAUGAGGACAGACGGCGGAGGAUGGACGGUUUUGCAGCGUCGCGGGGAAUUCCCGGGACCUCGCCUCAACUUCACAGUACCAUGGCGGGAUUACAAGAACGGUUUCGGGGUUCUGGAUCAGGAGUUCUGGUUCGGAAAUGAUUACAUUCACAGGUUGACUAAUCUUCAGGAGCGAGUGACGCUGCGGGUAGACCUAGAAUCUUUCGACGGGAAGACAGCUUGGGCUGAAUAUUCAAAUUUCAGAAUAGCUGACGAAGAGAACGGAUACCGACUGACCAUCGGGGGUUACAGAGGUAAUGCCACGGAUUCACUUUCCGCACACAACGGGUAUUCAUUCAGCACGAUAGAUCGUACUAAUGACAAGGCACCAUCUUGUUGCCCCUGCGUUCCUGCAUACGGAGGUGGCUGGUGGUUCUACAGUUGUUUCGAAGCAAAUCUGAACGGCGAGUUCUACUCUGCCACGGAUCCUAGAGACGAAUUCCGUGGCCUUAUUUGGGAGCACUGGAUUGGAGAUGUAUCUCUCAAGAAAACCGAAAUGAAGAUUAGAUCACCAGACGUUAUCACAACGACACAGGACCCUCAUUUCGAUGAUCAGAUCACAGAAGUACAUCCAGAUGAUGUCAGACCUUUGAACAUUCCUGAAGAUCCUUAAUGUAAUGAAAAUGAUGAAUUAUCGUGCUACCAAAUUUGAUAUAUUCCUGGUGGGAUUAAAGCUAUGUCUUUAUAUUUUUGAGAGUCUAGGUAAGGAUAAUCAAACUGAAAUAUUGGUUAAGUUAUAACAAAAAUCAAAUCAUAAUUUGUCUGAAAAAAUUAAAUCAAAUUUAUUUUGUCACUAAUUUCUCAUAUUUUGCUUCUGCUGCAUUUCAUUAUGAAAAGUAGCGUCCAUAUAAUCAAAUCGUGUCUUCAGGCAAAUACGUGUAUGUUUAAGUUGUAUAGAUCACUAAUCUGUAACGAAAGUGUUGAAUGAAUCCAUUUUUUUUUCAAACGUUACAUGUUGUAUAGUUGCGUUCACAAUGCAAUGGACGAAGGUUUCAAAACAUGAUGCUGAUGCUUCGAAAUGUUAUCAUAACUUUGGUGAUAAUCGCCUAUUUCCGUCCAGUUUCUUCUCUCAAGAAUUUAUUGCUGUUACCCGAAAUCAAUAUACUUGCUGAAGUUUUAAAAUACGUUUUGUUUUAAUAGACGAAGGGCGUGUUUAGUUAAUACAUUUUUAUAAGUAACAGCAUAUGAUGUACUUAAGAAUAUAUUAAUAAAAAUCGAUAAUUUAUUUCACAUUUAAACGUGUAUAUGGAAUGUUUUGAAAAUG